Molecule: messenger RNA, 1177 nt
Organism: Saccostrea cuccullata (small rock oyster)
Lineage: Eukaryota; Metazoa; Mollusca; Bivalvia; Ostreida; Ostreidae
Product: rho-related protein racB-like
Exons: 7
Biological process (GO): regulation of cell shape; establishment or maintenance of cell polarity; small GTPase-mediated signal transduction
Cellular component (GO): cytoskeleton; cell projection; cytoplasmic vesicle
Molecular function (GO): protein kinase binding; GTP binding; GTPase activity
Source: RefSeq, a predicted model, not a curated record
CCACCUUAGUCUUUCUCUUUUUACACAAAAAAUUAUCAUUGUAUAUGGUAUAUCGGUUUAACAAAACCUUUAAUCGUGUAUGAAUCGUUUGAAGCCUUAACAUGAAAUGGCAGUAAACUGUGUCUGUUCUUUCCCGUUUUAGUAGACCAUACCGCCAUGGAGAACGUGAAACUAGUCGUGGUGGGGGACGAUGCAGUGGGCAAGUCCUGUCUGCUGAUCGCCUACACCACUAACGCCUUCCCAUCGGAGUAUAUCCCCACAGUGUUUGACAACUACACCGCUAACGUCAUGGUAGACGGCAAGCCUUACUGCCUAGGGCUCUGGGACACGGCCGGGCAGGAGGAUUAUGACAGGUUACGUCCCCUGUCGUACCCCCAGACCGACGUCUUCCUCCUGUGUUAUGGUAUAGAAAGCAGAGACUCAUUCGAAAAUGUAGAGGCGAAAUGGAUACCCGAACUCCGACAUCAUUGUCCUGAUGUUCCGAUCCACUUGGUCGCCUGUAAAAUAGAUCUGAGAUCAGGGGGCUCUAGUCGCCUUAUCACGACAGAGGAGGGUAAAGACAUGGCCAAAAAGAUCGGGGCCUCAUUCUGUGAGACGAGCUCACUUACUCUGGCGGGGCUCGGAGAAUGUUUCUCCUCAUCAAUUAAACGAUACCAGGAAUAUAGAGGAUAUAGAAAAGUAAAGGCAAAGGGGGGUAUAGUGGGAGGGGUGUUUAAGAAGAAACAGAAGCCCCUCCCUAUAGCACCUGUCAUGCCCCCUGCCGAGAAGGCCCCUUGGGUGGAGAUUAUGACCUCGACCUUUAGUUCUGAUUGGAUGAAAGCUUUACAGAGCCCCUCCUACACGGACGUGACCUUCAUACUGGACGGUAACCAUAAGCUAGAGGCCCAUCGCCUGGUCUUGUGUGCAGCUUCCAAAUUCUUUCAGAAAGUCUUCAGAUACACACAAUGUAAACAGAAAAAUCAGUUAUCCAAAAUCGUAGACGAGACUUUUACUAUGGAAGAAUUGACAUCCGGGGCUGUAGAAGGCAUAGCAACGGUCCUAGAGGAGGAAGUUGGUACACUCUUAAAAAAGUUUUACUUAACAAUUCAGAAAAGACAAGAUGGCGACGUGGAUUUUAAUAGAACAUGGAACGAGUACAAAGUGGGAUUUGGGAAUGCCUCUAAAAACUACUGGUUAG